This is a messenger RNA of Aspergillus pseudonomiae, 808 nucleotides long. RefSeq lists its product as uncharacterized. The record is from RefSeq and is a predicted model, not a curated record. The transcript is spliced from 2 exons. Bases 53 to 295 code for a protein of 80 amino acids. NCBI's taxonomy places the organism in Eukaryota, Fungi, Ascomycota, Eurotiomycetes, Eurotiales, Aspergillaceae.
GUCGAAAGAAAGAUGUUCGGAGCUCGUCUUGUAACCUCCCCCAAAUGCCAAGAUGGAUGUAUGUACAUCAUUUAGUCUGCACGCUGUGGUACCCUAUUUUCUCUUUCUUUUCGUACUCCAGCAUACUUGGAUCGAACCCGGACGUCGUCCACACUAUGGAUCUGAGAAUUUUCUUAUUAUCUCCGACCAGGGUCGUUUCUCGUCCCUUCUUAACUUCAGCAGAAGACCCUCCUCUUUCGUAGGCCGUAGCAGACCCUUCCCGGACUACUGUUGGGCUUCGCCGCGAUCAUACUGAGAUUCCGAGGUUCGAUGGAGCUUUGACGAGCGACUGGUCGGCUGUACAUCUUUACAUGUUGUCGGUGUCAUAUAUUUAUAACGCCAGCUGGGGGCUUCCUGCGGUGAGGUUUGAGAAUAGCCUUCAGAGCAUAGCGACUGACUAGGUGGCAUCUCAGAAGGUGACAGUAUAGUCGAACUGUUAGCAAGUAUGGCCAGUUCCCUCCCCACACAAAUGCCGACGUCCUGAAGAAGGCUGGUGCCUACGAGGAUUCUAUUCCUCCCACCAUUCCUGUAUUCUCGAGAACGUCAUGGCCGGUAUUGGCGUUGGCAAGCUCAAAUAAAAGACUUGCAGAGAUUUAUUGCCCGGAGACGUUUAUUCGGGGCGGUAAUUCACUUCGAUGUUCCCCUUAAGAAAAUGGAAGGCAGGGCGGCAUUAGUCAUCUAUUGGUGCCUGAGUCAUGCUCGGCCUCGGGCUCGGGGUCUGCUGACCAACAUGACAUCACGAUUAUCCCUUGCUAGGGUUGAAUGUCUG